Sorex araneus (European shrew) is the source of this 2861-nucleotide messenger RNA. RefSeq names its product solute carrier family 27 member 1 (gene SLC27A1). Gene Ontology annotation, cellular component: plasma membrane; mitochondrial inner membrane. The record is from RefSeq and is a predicted model, not a curated record. Gene Ontology annotation, biological process: adiponectin-activated signaling pathway; phosphatidylserine biosynthetic process; response to cold. The transcript has 13 exons. Gene Ontology annotation, molecular function: fatty acid transmembrane transporter activity; long-chain fatty acid-CoA ligase activity; long-chain fatty acid transmembrane transporter activity. NCBI's taxonomy places the organism in Eukaryota, Metazoa, Chordata, Mammalia, Eulipotyphla, Soricidae. Bases 161 to 2101 code for a protein of 646 amino acids.
GGCAGUGAGCGCCCAGAGUGGGACCCAGCAGUGUGCAGAAACGGAACUGGGAGCCCCCUGCACCCGCUCCUGCCCUGAAGGUGCCAACGCCUCAGCCUUGAUCCUCCUCCCUUCUCGCCUCCUGCAGGAGCUGCUGGGAGCUGAGACCAAGGGCUCCAGGAUGCGGACUCCGGGCGCGGGCGCGGCCUCCGUGGCCUCGCUGAUGCUGCUGUGGCUGCUGGGGCUGCCGUGGACCUGGAGCGCCGCGGCGGCGGUCGGCGUGUACGUGGGAGGCGGCGGCUGGCGUUUUCUGCGCAUCGUCUGCAAGACGGCCAGGCGGGACCUCUUCGGCCUCUCCGUCCUACUCCGGGUGCGGCUGGAGCUGCGGCGCCACCAGCGCGCCGGCCACACCAUCCCGGGCAUCUUCCAGGCCGUGGCGCGGCGGCAGCCCGAGCGCCUGGCGCUGGUGGACGCGGGCAGCGGGGCGCGCUGGACCUUCGCGCGCCUGGACGCCUACGCCAACGCCGUGGCCAACCUGUUCCGCCAGCGGGGCUUCGGGCCGGGCGACGUGGUGGCCGUGUUCGUGGAGGGCCGGCCGGAGUUCGUGGGGCUCUGGCUGGGCCUGGCCAAGGCGGGCGUGGAGGCGGCGCUGCUCAAUGUGAACCUACGCCGGGAGCCGCUGGCCUUCUGCCUGGGCACUUCGGGCGCCAAGGCCCUGGUCUUCGGCGCGGAGCUGGCGGAGGCGGUGGCCGAGGUCAGCGCGCAGCUGGGGAAGAGCCUGGCCAAGUUCUGCACGGGAGAGCCGGGGCCUGAGGGCGGCCUGCCGGAUGCCCAGCUCUUAGACCCUCUGCUGCUCAGCGCGUCCACCGAGGCCCCCGCGCAGCCUGUGGGCAAGGGCAUGGACGAUCGGCUGUUCUACAUCUACACCUCGGGGACGACGGGGCUGCCCAAGGCCGCCAUCAUCGUGCACAGCAGGUACUACCGCAUCGCCGCCUUCGGCCACCACGCCUACAGCAUGCGCCAGGCCGACGUGCUGUAUGACUGCCUGCCCCUGUACCAUUCGGCAGGGAACAUCAUGGGCGUGGGCCAGUGUCUCCUCUAUGGCCAGACCGUGGUCCUCCGCAAGAAGUUCUCGGCCAGCCGCUUCUGGGACGACUGCGUCCAGUUCAACUGCACGGUGGUCCAGUACAUUGGGGAGAUCUGCCGCUACCUGCUGAGGCAGCCAGUUCGCGAAGCCGAGGGCCAGCACCGAGUGCGCCUGGCCGUGGGCAACGGGCUGCGGCCGGCCAUCUGGGAGGAGUUCAGCGAGCGCUUCGGGGUGCGCCAGAUCGGCGAGUUUUACGGCGCCACCGAGUGCAACUGCAGCAUCGCCAAUAUGGACGGCAAGGUGGGUGCCUGUGGCUUCAACAGCCGCAUCCUGCCGCACGUGUACCCCAUCCGGCUGGUGAAGGUGAACGAGGACACCAUGGAGCUGCAGCGGGACGCGCAGGGCCUCUGCAUCCCCUGCCAGACGGGGGAGCCCGGCCUCCUGGUGGGCCAGAUCAACCAGCAGGACCCGCUGCGGCGCUUUGACGGCUACAUGAGCGAGAGCGCCACCAGCAAGAAGGUGGCACACAGCGUGUUCCGCAAAGGGGACAGCGCUUACCUGUCAGGUGAUGUGCUAGUGAUGGACGAGCUGGGCUACAUGUACUUCCGCGACCGUGGCGGGGACACGUUCCGCUGGCGCGGGGAGAACGUGUCCACCAGCGAGGUGGAGGCCGUGCUCAGCCGCCUGCUGGGCCAGACCGACGUGGCAGUGUACGGCGUGGCCGUGCCAGGAGUGGAGGGCAAAGCUGGCAUGGCGGCCAUCGCAGACCCCCUGGGCCAGCUGCACCCCAACGAGCUCUACCAGGAGAUGCAGAAGGUCCUGGCGCCUUACGCCCGCCCCAUCUUCCUGCGCCUCCUGCCCCAGGUGGACACAACAGGCACCUUCAAGAUCCAGAAGACGCGGCUGCAGCACGAGGGCUUCGACCCCCGUCAGACCUCGGACCGGCUCUUCUUCCUGGACCUGAAACAGGGCUACUACCUGCCGCUGGACCAGGCGGUCUACACGCGCAUCUGCACAGGCGCCUUUGCUCUGUGACGCCUCUGCAGGGCCCUGUCCCCAGGCCCCUGCACCCAGGUCGUCCCCUAUCCUGCUCUGGGGGCAGCCCCACCUGCGACUGGGGGCGAGUUCUCCUUUGCACCCCUUUGUGCUGCCAUCUCCCCACGCCUCUCUGGUCUCUCGGCCAGCGACUGGCAGUUCCAGGUUGCAGGGACUGUGCGAGGUUCACAGAGGGGCUGCUCCUAUCCCAGCUGUGCCUUAAGCAUCCCUUCCCUGGGCUCUGGGUUCCCGGGCAUCGGGGCCUCUCUGGAUCUCCACUGCAGAGCCAGGAGCUAGAGGGGGACCAGCCCCCAUGGGUGGCAGAGGACAGAGAUGUCCAGACUGGGUCAGGGGUCUGCUCCAGCUGCCCUUUCGGUGCCCCAUAAGCUUCCAGACUAUAGCCCUCAUGUCUCCCUGCCUAGGGGUCUCCAUGCAGCUCCUACCAGGGGACCUGGUUUGCCCCUACUAACCCCCAGCCCGAUGUGGCUGCCCUCGGCCUAUGCAGGCAGUAGGGGGUAGGGGCUUGACCACGGGGAAUGUCCCUGCUGGUCUUCCUGGGGACAGCUGGAGUCUUGGGCGGUCCCCAGCUCCUCCAGUGGCAUGGCAGCAGCUUGCUGGAGAUUGGGACCUGCCACCGCGGCCUCCAGCCCCUACUCCCCAGGCAGCGGAGAUAACGGGGCUACCACAAGGGGCCCCAGUUCCGAGCCUGUUUCCUAGUUCAGAUUUUGAAAUAAACCUGCCGCGGAGCGGUGCCACUGGG